AUGGCGGGUUCAAGCGACGACCACCAUCACCGAAAGCGGCACAUGGAGUUCCCUUCUCCUGUCCCCUGUCCCCUCCCCCAAUCCCCGAUCCCCAUUUGUUGUCCCCAUCCCCGAUUUCCAUCCGCCAUCCCCGAUUUACAUCCUCGUUCUCCCUCCCCUUUUCCCCCCACCCACCACCCCCCCCUUUCACCGCUCACCUUUCCCCCGCUCCCCGUGUUCCCGUUUCUUCCCUCCCCCCCAAUACCCUACCCCUUCUCGUCCCCACCCAUCCUCCCGCAUGUCCUUUGCCCCGGGAAUCCCCCUCUUCCCUUUCCCUCUACGAUCCCCGCUCCCCCUUCCCCCUCCCCUUCCCCCUCCCCCCCCCCCACCUCCUCCCCCUCCCACGUCCUCUCCCGGCCGUCACGCGGCCAAACGCCCUUGCUCCUCGCUCCGGCAUGGAAUAACAUUCCUCCCUCCUUCACCUAUCUCCGCCCCUACUUCCCAUUCACCUAUCUCCGCCCCUACUUCCCAUUCACCUAUCUCCGCCCCUACUUCCCAUUCACCUAUCUCCGCCCCUACUUCCCAUUCACCUAUCUCCGCCCCUACUUCCCAUUCACCUAUCUCCGCCCCUACUUCCCAUUCACCUAUCUCCGCCCCUACUUCCCAUUCACCUAUCUCCGCCCCUACUUCCCAUUCACCUAUCUCCGCCCCUACUUCCCAUUCACCUAUCUCCGCCCCUACUUCCCAUUCACCUCUCGUCCCUCUCCCUCUUCCCCGCUUCCUCUCUCUCUCUCUCCCUCCCAACAAGGGGCAAGCAGGGGGCAUUGGAGCCCCAUUCACACAGUGUUCUAUCUACUGGUGCAUGAGAGCUGGGCCGGAGGAGUGAUUGGCAAGCAGGAGGGGGCAUUGGAGGAGACCCACUGCCUGCCUGCAUCCUCACCCGAUCCCAUGUCUCUUCCCCCUUAUCGCUCCCGUCUCCUCCUCUCUCCAGUGGUAUUUCGUCUGCUGGUGCAUGAGAGCCGGGCCGGCGGGGUGAUCGGGAAGCAGGGGAGCAAGAUCAAGCAGAUGCGGGAGAGCACAGGGGCAAGGAUUCGAAUGUGCUCCGUGCCGCCUACCAUUCCAUCAGAGGAGCGCCUGCUAGUCAUCUCCUCACCGCCCUCCUCCUCAUCAGACCCCUCACCAGCAGAGACAGCUCUCUUUGCCAUGUUCCCUGCCGCUCUGCUGCCCCAGGACGGUCCUCACCCCAACCAGAACCGCCAGCAGCAGCAGAGGGCGGACGAGUCGAGCCGAUCCGUCCUGAACCUACUAGUGCCAGCGUCGCAAUCGGGCGCUCUGAUUGGCAAGGGAGGCCGCGUGAUCAAAGACAUUCGCGAGUCCAGUGGGGCGUUUGUGCGCAUCACUGAGGGGCCUGCCUCGCCGUUUGCACUACCAGCAGAUCGACUCGUGCAGGUGGGUAGGCUGGAGCUGGGUGAGGGGUGGGGCGUGAUGCGCGUCACUUUUGAGUGGGGCAUGAUGCUCGUCACUUUUGAGUGGGGCGUGAUGCGCGUCACUUUUGAGUGGGGCGUGAUGCGCGUCACUUUUGAGUGGGGCGUGAUGCGCGUCACUUUUGAGUGGGGCGUGAUGCGCGUCACUUUUGAGUGGGGCGUGAUGCGCGUCACUUUUGAGUGGGGCGUGAUGCGCGUCACUUUUGAGUGGGGCGUGAUGCGCGUCACUUUUGAGUGGGGCGUGAUGCGCGUCACUUUUGAGUGGGGCGUGAUGCGCUGGGGCGUGAUGCGCGUCACUUUUGAGUGGGGCAUGAUGCUCGUCACUUUUGAGUGGGGCGUGAUGCGCGUCACUUUUGAGUGGGGCGUGAUGCGCGUCACUUUUGAGUGGGGCGUGAUGCGCGUCACUUUUGAGUGGGGCAUGAUGCUCGUCACUUUUGAGUGGGGCGUGAUGCGCGUCACUUUUGAGUGGGGCGUGAUGCGCGUCACUUUUGAGUGGGGCGUGAUGCGCGUCACUUUUGAGUGGGGCGUGAUGCGCGUCACUUUUGAGUGGGGCGUGAUGCGCGUCACUUUUGAGUGGGGCGUGAUGCGCGUCACUUUUGAGUGGGGCGUGAUGCGCGUCACUUUUGAGUGGGGCGUGAUGCGCGUCACUUUUGAGUGGGGCGUGAUGCGCUGGGGCGUGAUGCGCGUCACUUUUGAGUGGGGCAUGAUGCUCGUCACUUUUGAGUGGGGCGUGAUGCGCGUCACUUUUGAGUGGGGCGUGAUGCGCGUCACUUUUGAGUGGGGCGUGAUGCGCGUCACUUUUGAGUGGGGCAUGAUGCUCGUCACUUUUGAGUGGGGCGUGAUGCGCGUCACUUUUGAGUGGGGCGUGAUGCGCGUCACUUUUGAGUGGGGCGUGAUGCGCGUCACUUUUGAGUGGGGCGUGAUGCGCGUCACUUUUGAGUGGGGCGUGAUGCGCGUCACUUUUGAGUGGGGCGUGAUGCGCGUCACUUUUGAGUGGGGCGUGAUGCGCGUCACUUUUGAGUGGGGCGUGAUGCGCGUCACUUUUGAGUGGGGCGUGAUGCGCUGGGGCGUGAUGCGCGUCACUUUUGAGUGGGGCGUGAUGCGCGUCACUUUUGAGUGGGGCGUGAUGCGCGUCACUUUUGAGUGGGGCGUGAUGCGCGUCACUUUUGAGUGGGGCGUGAUGCGCGUCACUUUUGAGUGGGGCGUGAUGCGCUGGGGCGUGAUGCGCGUCACUUUUGAGUGGGGCAUGAUGCUCGUCACUUUUGAGUGGGGCGUGAUGCGCGUCACUUUUGAGUGGGGCGUGAUGCGCGUCACUUUUGAGUGGGGCGUGAUGCGCGUCACUUUUGAGUGGGGCAUGAUGCUCGUCACUUUUGAGUGGGGCGUGAUGCGCGUCACUUUUGAGUGGGGCGUGAUGCGCGUCACUUUUGAGUGGGGCGUGAUGCGCGUCACUUUUGAGUGGGGCGUGAUGCGCGUCACUUUUGAGUGGGGCGUGAUGCGCGUCACUUUUGAGUGGGGCGUGAUGCGCGUCACUUUUGAGUGGGGCGUGAUGCGCGUCACUUUUGAGUGGGGCGUGAUGCGCGUCACUUUUGAGUGGGGCGUGAUGCGCUGGGGCGUGAUGCGCGUCACUUUUGAGUGGGGCAUGAUGCUCGUCACUUUUGAGUGGGGCGUGAUGCGCGUCACUUUUGAGUGGGGCGUGAUGCGCGUCACUUUUGAGUGGGGCGUGAUGCGCGUCACUUUUGAGUGGGGCGUGAUGCGCGUCACUUUUGAGUGGGGCGUGAUGCGCGUCACUUUUGAGUGGGGCGUGAUGCGCGUCACUUUUGAGUGGGGCGUGAUGCGCGUCACUUUUGAGUGGGGCGUGGUGCGCGUCACUUUUGAGUGGGGCGUGAUGCGCGUCACUUUUGAGUGGGGCGUGGUGCGCGUCACUUUUGAGUGGGGCAUGAUGCUCUGGGGCGUGAUGCGCGACACUUUUGAGUGGGGCGUGAUGCGCGUCACUUUUGAGUGGGGCAUGAUGCUCGUCACUUUUGAGUGGGGCGUGAUGCGCGUCACUUUUGAGUGGGGCGUGAUGCGCGUCACUUUUGAGUGGGGCGUGAUGCGUGUCACUUUUGAGUGGGGCGUGAUGCGCGUCACUUUUGAGUGGGGCGUGGUGCGCGUCACUUUUGAGUGGGGCGUGAUGCGCGUCACUUUUGAGUGGGGCGUGGUGCGCGUCACUUUUGAGUGGGGCAUGAUGCUCGUCACUUUUGAGUGGGGCGUGAUGCGCGACACUUUUGAGUGGGGCGUGAUGCGCGUCACUUUUGAGUGGGGCGUGAUGCGCGACACUUUUGAGUGGGGCGUGAUGCGCGUCACUUUUGAGUGGGGCGUGAUAUAUAUGGGCAAGUGGCGAGUCGAGUAA
Messenger RNA from Closterium sp. NIES-65, 3852 nucleotides. NCBI's taxonomy places the organism in Eukaryota, Viridiplantae, Streptophyta, Zygnematophyceae, Desmidiales, Closteriaceae. The record is from the annotation of a GenBank genome assembly.